Capronia epimyces CBS 606.96 is the source of this 699-nucleotide messenger RNA. RefSeq lists its product as uncharacterized. Gene Ontology annotation, cellular component: mitochondrion. Gene Ontology annotation, biological process: mitochondrial translational initiation; ribosome disassembly. Bases 1 to 699 code for a protein of 232 amino acids. The transcript has a single exon. Lineage: Eukaryota; Fungi; Ascomycota; Eurotiomycetes; Chaetothyriales; Herpotrichiellaceae. The record is from RefSeq and is a predicted model, not a curated record. Gene Ontology annotation, molecular function: ribosome binding; translation initiation factor activity.
AUGCAGCGGGUGUCCGUCUCGGUCAGGCCGCUUCUGCGGGCUACAGCGUCUGCUGGAAGGCCUCAUGUAUGCCUGCCGCCCUCUAGAGCGUUCGGCACCUCGCCGUCAUGGUCUGCCGUCGACCACCGACGAGCUGCGGGAAAGCUGCAGAUCGUGACCAUCGAUGAUAAGCUUGCACAAUUCAAUCUUGACGAGAUGAUCGAUACCCGCCAGGUUCGAGUCAAAACCGCCGACGGCAAAAUCUCGUCGCCCAUCGACCUGCGCCAAGUCCUGAAAUCUAUCGACCGGACGACCAGCCAUGUUCUGCAGCUCAGCAAGUCUGGAGAGCAUGAGUUCGCUAUUGUACAAGUGGUGGAGCGGGCCAAUUUGAUCAAACAGAUCAAAGAGAAGGAGACCGCACAACGACGUGUCCAGCAUGCGCAGAAGGAGAAGCGGCCCAAACAGAUCGAACUCAACUGGGCCAUCAGCAGCAAUGAUUUACAACUCAAGUUGAGGCAGAUGGAGGAUUUUCUGCGAAAGGGCAAGAAGGUGGAACUGCUCCUCGCUUCCAAGAGGCGUCAGCGGAAAGCCUCCACAGAAGAAGCAGAAGCCUUGUUGAAGACGCUCAGGGAGAAGAUCCAGGAAGUCGGUGCCGCCGAGAUUUCUCCAAUGGAGGGAGCUAUCCUCAGACAAGCGACAAUGACGGUCAAGAUCUCUUGA